Molecule: messenger RNA, 1143 nt
Organism: Syngnathoides biaculeatus (alligator pipefish)
Lineage: Eukaryota; Metazoa; Chordata; Actinopteri; Syngnathiformes; Syngnathidae
Gene: ak2
Product: adenylate kinase 2
Exons: 6
Coding region: 113-889 (258 amino acids)
Biological process (GO): ADP biosynthetic process
Cellular component (GO): mitochondrion; cytoplasm
Molecular function (GO): AMP kinase activity; ATP binding
Source: RefSeq, a predicted model, not a curated record
CCGAGGAAGUUUGGUCCUUCUCGAACGCCGACGUCACGGCCGCCGCACUUGGAGCGAACCAAGCCGAAUUUCGAGUUUGGAGUUUGAAGUUUGUUUUGUCGCUCUCCCGCCGAUGGCUCCCAGCGCGCAGCUCAAAGAGGCGAUGGCCGACGUGCACGAGGGCAUCCGGGCCAUCCUGCUGGGCCCCCCCGGCGCCGGGAAGGGGACUCAGGCCCCCCGACUCGCCGAGCGCUACUGCGUUUGUCACCUGGCCACCGGGGACAUGCUGAGGGCCAUGGUGGCGACGGGCUCGGAGCUGGGCAAGAAGCUCAAGCGCACCAUGGACGCCGGCAAGCUGGUGAGCGACGAGAUGGUGGUGGAGCUCAUCGAGAAGAACCUGGACGCGCCCCCCUGCGAGAAGGGCUUCCUCUUGGACGGGUUCCCCCGCACGGUCAAGCAAGCCGAGCUGUUGGACGAGCUGCUGGACAAGCGACGCGAGCGGCUGGACGCGGUGGUCGAGUUAGCCGUGGACGAUUCCCUGCUGGUGCGCAGGAUCUGCGGCAGACUGAUUCAUCAGCCCAGCGGCCGCUCCUACCACGAGGAGUUCAACCCCCCCAAAGAGGCCAUGAAAGAUGACGUGACCGGCGAGCCUCUGAUCCGCCGCAGCGACGACAACGAGACGACGCUGCGCUCCCGCCUGGACGCGUACCACCGCCAGACGGCGCCUCUGGUCCAGUACUACGGCGCCAGGGGCCUCCACGCGGCCGUGGACGCCGCCAAGACCCCCGACGUGGUCUUCGCCUCCAUCGUGGCCGCGUUCGCCGCCGUCCCGGCCCGCGCCGGAGCCGCCGCCGCCCGUAAGCUUUCCCUUUCCGGCCUUGACGACGUCACCGGUUUCGGCCGCUCGUAAAGGUUGUUUGUCGUUCGCUCGGCGAGUACAGUUGGGAAAAGAGACGUUUUGAUGACUCAACACAACUCUAAAGAGUCGCCACAACGGCUGUAAAUUUGUUCCGAAAGUGAAAUAAUCCAAAGGGGGGGGCUGCGCGUUUCCUGCAUUCCGAUGAGAAGGCGAGAAAAUAAAAUGGCGGCAGACGUUGGCCGCCCGCUUUGAUGGGCAAAGUCCCCACGAUGCCAACCAACACACCCUCUUGUGUUUCUUUUGUG